Ceratitis capitata (Mediterranean fruit fly) is the source of this 2178-nucleotide messenger RNA. It is a transcript of the gene ppk9, whose product is annotated as sodium channel protein Nach. Gene Ontology annotation, molecular function: ligand-gated sodium channel activity. Gene Ontology annotation, biological process: sodium ion transmembrane transport. Lineage: Eukaryota; Metazoa; Arthropoda; Insecta; Diptera; Tephritidae. Gene Ontology annotation, cellular component: membrane. The coding region runs from base 1 to 2178 and encodes 725 amino acids. The record is from RefSeq and is a predicted model, not a curated record. The transcript has 10 exons.
AUGACGACGGUUAAUGACUGCAUACAUUCGGAUAUUCUCAAAGGCCGUACAAAUCGGAAGUUGGAGCUGCAGGAAUCUUCAAUUAAACUACUUUGCCCAAAUCUCUCAGCUAUGAUACGCUCACGUAACUGCAUACAUAAUCGUAGUAAUAGAAUGAGUAACAACACUAACAACAACAACAACAAUGACACCUCCCAUCAAGACAAUGACAACACAAACACCAACUAUGGUAGUCUAUAUGCGGGCUACUAUGCGAGCUGCACGCCAUCAAGUGAAGAGUCCUCCAGCAGUGGUGGCACAAGCACAAACAUCAACUCACUGACCAACUCCACGGCAUCGUUGGUAACAAACCAACACGAAAAACGCUACGAGUUUAAAGCAAUUGAACGUAACCCCUAUAUGUUGGCAAAACCGAAUGCAAUGAGAACCUUAGACGUACAACGUCCACCGUGGGCUCAAACUAUGUGCACAGCAUAUCAAGAGGCCCAAGUGCCACCUUUCGUUACGCCCAGCACAGGUCGAAAACUGCCACCAUUUCCUAAAUUACAGUAUCCUGGCGCUGCAUGGUCGCGUCACGACGAUGACGUUGUCGGCGAUACGCCCACAGACAGACCGAAUUUGAAAGCGUUGCAUGUCGGCCACCACAACGGUGGGGAUUUGGGUGUGGAGAAGGAGGCGUUCCAGCAACAGCUGCAGCAGCAAUUAAUACCAGCAUCAAAGUCACAUUCAAUGGCCUUCGGUAUACGUCGCAUGCGACGACCACGUCAAUGGGUGGCACCAGCCUUAAAGCGGCUUUCGCGCAUCGAGGCGCACGCUAUGAAGUUGGGUGUACUGCGUAAAGGACGUGCAUUCAUUUUGGAGUUUCUGCAAGGUUCCUCCAUACAUGGAUUUAUCUAUUUGGCGAAAAUCGGUCUGAGCUUUGUAGAGAGAAUGCUUUGGUUCGCCUUCAUUUGUGUGGCACUCUUCGCCAUUAUUUCAUUGAGCACACGUACUUGGGAACGUUUUCAAACUUCACCCAUGGUCAUAUCAAUGGAUCGUAAUAAAUUGGUUUGGAAUACGAGUUUCCCCUCGCUCACCGUCUGUCCGCACAAGCGUACCGAUGAGUUGAAAGUUGAAGAUUACAUGGACAAUUAUCCCAAAACCUUUCAAACCGAUCAAGAUCGUGAUGACUUCCGCGUAUUCAUCGAACGGCUGGCUCGUCUCACUUAUGAAAAUAUUGAGACGCUGCCGCGUAAUAAAACUUUUGGCAUACCGAGCAGCAAGUAUUUGGAUUUAUUAUAUGAGCUCAAAUGGAAUUUCGAACCGGAGAUGAGUAGUGGCGCCGCUGUGCAGAUGUAUAUCUAUGAAACGCUUACCGAGUUUGGGAUUUGUCAUUCGGUAAACUCGCUUGUGGCGCGCUAUAAUUCGUAUGACUAUUGGAAACGCAAUGAUUGGAAUAUCUUGGAUCAUGGUGACCGCGUGACCGUACAUCCUUUGGAUGGUGAAAUUUAUGCGCAGAUUAUCAAUCUCUCUACGGCAUACGAUGUCUACUUUCACGGCGCUGGCGAUAUACCGAAUAUAUCUAAGCAACGCUACACUUUUCCGGAAACCGAUUACACCACAGUCGAAUUAAUCGCGUUGGAGAUUUAUACAGCCGAGGAGGCACGAGCCUUCACCACCAAACAACGCAAAUGCCGUUAUCAAUACGAGGCCGAUGAGAUGCUAACAUCGCCCAUUUAUAGUUUCGGCUUAUGCUUAGCCGAGUGCCGCAUGUUUUUCGCUUUGAGAGUGUGUGGUUGUGUACCACAUUUCUAUCGUAACCGAUUGAAAACAGGCCGUAUUUUGCCAAUUUGCGAUUUCGUUGGCUUGUCCUGUUUGGCGGAUAUAAAAAGAGAAAUCAUCUCGCUCAAGUCCAGCCGGCAUAAAAUCGAUUGUCAUUGCCUGUCAAAUUGCGAUGACUCCAAUUUCUUUGUGCAAUCCUAUCGCUCCAGAGUUUGGUUCUUGGGUGCUAAUCUACAAUGGGGUAUUAUAGACUAUCCGAAAAUGCAGCUGAGACGUGAUGUGCUCUUCUCGUUCGCUGAUGUAUUGGUUUAUAUCGGCGGCCUGAUCGGUUUCUUUCUAGGCUGCAGUGCUUUAAGCUUUACGGAGGUCAUUUAUUACUUCACAGUUCGUCUUGUUAAGAGAAUGUUUUGGAACUAG